GUUUGAUCCGCUACCAAAGGGAGAUAUAUAUAAACCCCGUGGCGCACUUCGCACUUGGAUCGGAUCACCAAGCCUGUUGCCUGCGCAUCUCCCUUGCUUGACAUCAUGAAAAGCACAAUACCGUCUAGGAUUUGGGAGACCAAGCGCGUGUUGAUCACCAAACUAUACGAAGAAGAGGAAUGGCCCCUGAAGCAGGUCAUCAGGGCACUGCAGUCAAAGGACUUCCACCCCAGUGAGACACAGCUCAGAAGUCGACUGAAGAAAUGGCAUGUCACUAAACCGUCUCGCAAGAAGUGGUCGACCAACAAAAGGCCGACCAGCGAUGAUUCUUCAACAUUGCGCUCGCCGGAAACGGGGCAUCAUCACCCUGGCAGGGGAGUUGGGACAUCUCAAUCCCACUUGCCCGACACAACAUCUCUCUCUCCCUUGGCCUCGCAAGGACUGUCUACUCCAGCAUGUGCGGAAGCCCCCUGCUUCCCCCCCGCCAGCUCUUUCAUCCAGCCUCUAGCCUACACACAAUCCAUCCCAGAAAGUGGUAUUGGCUUUGAGACAGUUCGACGCGAUCCUUCGGGCUGUCGACUCCCCUCGCAGCCAGCUCGUUUCCCCUCAGGAACACAGCAUGAACCAGGAGGAUCAGUAUAUCGGUGGCCUGCAUGUUUCGAUCCCCUUGGCCUCGGGACCGCGGCUUCUGCCCCCGCGACGAGCACGGAUCCGCUGUUGUCAUCAUUGAGACAUCCACCUAUCGUUCCCUCAAUGGGCUACCCAAAAGCCAGCAUAGAGUCCAACCCAACCGCAGAAGCCCGACCGACCGUUCCCCGGAUUGGCGUCCAGCGAAGCAAAUCUUCUCGCGGGACUCAACCCGGGAGGCACAUUGUGUCCGGAGACGGUGAAGAGAAUGAGGGGCUGGGAAUAUAUGGAGCGGAAACCAAUUUUCUACUCGAGGGCUAUCCAGCGUGGAUAGGGCCGUACGAUGUCUAUUCAGUAGGGUCCCCUUCGCCGUCCAAGGUGUCUUAUCUGCAGCCGCCGCCGCUCUGGCCGGUUGGCGACACUGCCGUCUCGGAUGGGAAUCGGUAUUGA
Molecule: messenger RNA, 1077 nt
Organism: Aspergillus steynii IBT 23096
Lineage: Eukaryota; Fungi; Ascomycota; Eurotiomycetes; Eurotiales; Aspergillaceae
Product: Clr5 domain-containing protein
Exons: 2
Coding region: 106-1077 (323 amino acids)
Source: RefSeq, a predicted model, not a curated record